Molecule: messenger RNA, 1440 nt
Organism: Dipodomys ordii (Ord's kangaroo rat)
Lineage: Eukaryota; Metazoa; Chordata; Mammalia; Rodentia; Heteromyidae
Product: phospholipid scramblase 1-like
Exons: 9
Coding region: 144-1142 (332 amino acids)
Biological process (GO): plasma membrane phospholipid scrambling
Cellular component (GO): plasma membrane
Molecular function (GO): phospholipid scramblase activity
Source: RefSeq, a predicted model, not a curated record
CUGCCUGGCCGCAGCGCCCUGGCAGCCCCCCUGUGCUCAGAAGAGGAAGGAAGUCCUGUCCCCAACAAGCCAGAAAGCGAAACCCACAGCCGGCGCCCAGCCGGAGCUGCUGCGCUCCAUCGCUGCCCCAGACUCUUGAGAUCAUGGACAAGCAGGGCAUGCAAACGACCGCUCAGAAUCCAGGACUUCCUCCUCAGUAUCCACCCGCCCCAUUCCCAGGACAUCCUGGCUACCAAGGGCCCCAGGACUCUUUCCCGGUCCCACCCGCGGGCUACCCGGUCCCACCCGCGGGCUACCCGGUCCCACCGGCUGACUACCCGGUCCCCCAAGCAGGUUAUCCAGCCCCACAGCCAGGCUACACAGGCGCCGGCCCCGCAGCCUUCCCUAUCCAAGGCCAGCCCGGGUAUGGCGCGCCCGGGGGGCUGGCAGGUGUACCCUGGAUGGCAGCACCCCAGCCCCCACUCCACUGCCCACCAGGAUUGGAAUACUUGAGCCAGAUCGAUCAGAUUCUGGUGCACCAGCAAAUCGAGCUUCUGGAAGUCAUCACGGGCUUUGAAACCAACAACAAAUACGAAAUCAAGAACAGUCUCGGGCAGAGAGUCUACGUGGCCGCCGAGGACACCGACUUCUGCACCCGCAACUGUUGUGGGGCCGCCCGGCCCUUCACCCUGAGGAUCCUGGAUCACACGGGCCGGGAGGUCAUCACCCUGGAGAGACCCCUGCGAUGCAGCAGCUGCUGCUGCCCCUGCUGCCUGCAGGAGAUCGAGAUCCAAGCCCCUCCCGGCGUGCCCAUCGGCUACGUGGCUCAGGCCUGGCACCCCUGCCUGCCCAAAUUCACCGUUCAGAACGAGAGGAAGGAAGACGUCCUGAAAAUCGUGGGGCCCUGCGUGGUGUGUAGCUGCUGCUCAGACAUCGACUUCGAGAUUAAAUCUCUUGACGAAGAAGUUAUGGUUGGCAAGAUCUCCAAGCACUGGUCGGGGUUCGUGAGAGAGGCGUUUACGGAUGCUGACAAUUUCGGGAUUCAGUUCCCCUUAGACCUUGAUGUGAAGAUGAAGGCUGUGAUGCUGGGUGCCUGCUUCCUCAUCGAUUUCAUGUUUUUUGAACACACGGGAGACAAGCAGCAAAGAGUAGGAGUAUGGUAGCCAAGCAGCGACAUCCUCCCCACCCCAGACCAUCUGAGGAUUUCACAUUGACCCAACUUUCUAACACAAGGACAGGAUGCUUCUCUCUUCUUUUCUUGACAUUCCUCCUGUGUGCACCAGGUAAACCGCGAGGCCCGUGGCUCCAGCUCUGCGGUCCCGCGGACCCGGGCGCGUGGAUUUCCCGUGGCGCCCGCUUGCGUAUGUCUGUACACGUUCGUUGUUGUUUUUACGAUCUACUGUGAAUCUGGGCGAAAGGCCAUAGAAGUUUUUACACUGAGAAAUAAAACUUCCAAAGAGA